Molecule: messenger RNA, 4754 nt
Organism: Etheostoma spectabile (orangethroat darter)
Lineage: Eukaryota; Metazoa; Chordata; Actinopteri; Perciformes; Percidae
Gene: mvp
Product: major vault protein
Cellular component (GO): cytoplasm; nucleus
Source: RefSeq, a predicted model, not a curated record
CCCGGCAGUGAUCCGCACCGUCAGUCUGACUCAGGAACCGACCGAGCUGCUGAGCCUCACACGACCGAGUUUUUGACUUUGAAUCAUGUCUAUGAAUGGGGGACACCAUGGGUCUGAGGGGCCCGGGGGGGCGUCCAUCAUCCGCAUCCCGCCCCAUCACUACAUCCACGUCCUGGACCAGAACACCAACAUCGCCCGGGUGGAGAUCGGGCCGCUCACGUACAUCCGCCAGGACAACGAGAGGGUGCUGUUCAUGCCGGUCCGGAUGAUCAUGGUGCCGCCGCGUCACUACUGCGUGGUCAUCAACCCGGUGGCCCGCGAUGACGAGAAGGAGGUCCUCUUCGACCAAUCGGGGCAGGCCAAGCUCCGCCACGCCGACCUGGAGAUCCGGCUGACCCAGGACCCGUUCCCCCUGUACCCCGGGGAGGAGGUCCAGCAGGACGUGACCCCGCUGCAGAUCGUGUACCCCGACACGGCGCUGCGUCUCCAGGCCCUGCUGGACUUCCAGGCGGAGGGGGGGGUGAAGAGAGUGGCCGGAGACGAGUGGCUGUUCGAGGGACCAGGGACCUACAUCCCCAGGAAGGAGGUGGCCGUGCUGGAGACCAUCAAGGCCACGGUGAUCCGAGAGAACCAGGCCAUCAGACUGAGAGCUCGCAAGGAGGGGACGGACAGGGGGGGGGUCCGCAGGGUCACAGGCGAGGAGUGGCUGGUCAGUAAGGUGGGGGCGUACCUUCCAGGUGCUCAUGAGGAAGUCAUCGACAUCGUCAACGCCUUCAUCCUGACAGACAAGAAAGCGCUCCACGUCCGAGCCCUGCGGCCCUUCAAGGACGCCGGCGGGCGGGACCGGCGCACGGGCGAGGAGUGGCUGGUCACCAUGGAGGACCGGGAGGCCCACAUCCCGUCUGUGUCCGAGGAGGUGGUGGGCGUGGUGGAGGUCACCACUCUGAGCAGCCGGCAGUACUGCGUGAUCCUGGACCCGGUCGGGUCCGACGGGAAACCCCAGCUGGGCCAGAAGAGAGUGGUGAAGGGCGAGCGCUCCUUUUUCCUGCAGCCCGGCGAGCGCCUUGAACGCGGCAUCCAGGACGUGUACGUGCUGUCGGAGGAGGAGGGCCUGGUGCUGCGAGCCGUGGAGGCGUUCAAUGACACCCAGGAGCGCGGCGACGAGGACGAGGAGGAAGAGGAGGACGAGGACGGCGAGAGGGCCAAGCGUUCGCGGAGGAGCGCCGCCGGCGUCCCCCGUCGCCCCGGCGACCGCUGGAUGCUGCGGGGGCCCAUCGAGUACGUCCCCCCCACCGCCGUGGAGGUGGUCCUGAGACGCCAGGCCAUCCCAUUGGACGAGAACGAGGGCAUCUACGUCCGGGACAUCAAAACUGGAAAGGUGCGUGCCGUGAUAGAAACCUACAUGCUGACUCAGGACGAGGAGUUGUGGCAGAAGGAGCUUCCUGCCAACGUGGAGGCGCUGCUGGCGUCCCCUCUGGACCCGCUGGCCGACCGCUCGCACCGGACCAGAACCGGAGACGAUGUCUGUGGUCCCAGGGACAAGACCAAGGUGGUCUCCUUCAGGGUCCCCCACAACGCCGCUGUCCAGGUCUACGACUACAGGGAGAAGGCAGCCAGGGUGGUGUUCGGACCGGAGAUGGUGAUGCUGGGACCUGACGAGCAGUUCACCGUGCUGUCUCUGUCCGGAGACAAACCCAAGAGGGCCAACGUGAUCAAGGCCAUCUGCCUGCUGCUGGGCCCCGACUUCUUCACCGACAUCAUCACCAUCGAGACGGCGGACCACGCCCGGCUGCAGCUGCAGCUCUCCUACAACUGGCACUUCGACGUGAAGUCCCCGGUGGACCCUGCCGACGCCACGGCGCUCUUCUCCGUUCCAGACUUUGUUGGAGACUCCUGCAAAGCCAUCGCCUCCCGAGUCCGAGGAGCCGUCGCCUCCGUGCAGUUUGACGAUUUCCACAAGAACUCGAACCGGAUCAUCUGCUCGGCGGUGUUCGGCUUCGAUGAGAAGAUGAGCGUCCGCUCCCGACUCCACUUCAGCCAGAACCGGCUGACCAUCAGCAGCGUGGACAUCCAGUCGGUGGAGCCGGUGGACCAGAGGACCCGGGACGCCCUGCAGAAGAGUGUCCAGCUCGCCAUCGAGAUCACCACCAACUCCCAGGAGGCCACCGCACGGCACGAGGCGGAGCGUCUGGAGCAGGAGGCCCGGGGCAAGCUGGAGAGGCAGAGGAUCACCGACCAGGCCGAGGCCGAGAAGGCCAGGAGGGAGCUGCUGGAGCUGGAGGCUCUCAGCGCGGCGGUGGAGAGCACCGGGGCGGCGAAGGCCGAGGCCCAGUCCCGGGCCGAGGCGGCUCGGAUCCAGGGCGAGGCGGCGGUCAACGAGGCCAAGCUGAAGGCCGAGGCCCAGAGGAUCGAGGCGGAGGCGGAGCUCCAGCGCCUGGCCCAGGCCCGGGAGCAGGAGCUGAGCUAUAGGAAGCAGAUGGACGGUCUGGAGGUGGAGAAGCAGAAGAGUCUGGCUCAGAUCGAGAGCCAGCGCUUCAGCCAGCUGGUGGAGAGUCUGGGCUGCGACACGCUGCAGGAGAUGGCCCGGGCGGGGCCCGAGCUGCAGGUGAAGCUGCUGCAGGCUCUGGGUCUGAAGUCCACGCUCAUCACAGACGGCUCCUCGCCCAUCAACCUGUUCACCACCGCCAACGGCCUGCUGGGGGCGCUGCAGGGCCCGGGACAGGGACAGGGACAGUGAGGAGGAGGAGGAGCAGGAGCAGGUCCAACAGUAAACCCCAUCAGACUCACCCUUCUGUCCAAGAUCACACUCUGCGUCUUUCUUUAAUAAAGACAAAGACGACUAGUCCAAGAUGUCCUUAUGUUGAGGACCAAGCGAUGCCUCAUGGACCAGUGUCUUUAUCCUCUGAGCCACUAGGGGGCGCUCUCUGUUCAACGGGGUUGAGAACCCACUGAAUUAAAACCAAGAGCGCCAUCUAGUGGCUCAGAACACACAGACCCUGGGUCAGGGUCCACCUCUGUCAGUAGCUCGUCUCCACCCUCGGGUUGUCUCCCGUCAAAAUGGAAAAUCAAGACUUUUUAAGUCUUUGUCCCUUUUUUCAUCACUUUUGACGCUUUUUUUUAAUGUUUGUCCCUUUUUUUUUGGACGUUCAACAGUAAUAAACACUACGUAACACUAACUUAUUAACUUUAGUUUUACAGUUAUUUGGGGAAUUUAUGGUCAAUAAAGCUCAUUUAUAGGAAAUUAUACCUAAUGUUUGAGUUAGAAAAGCAGAAAUUAGGAAUUAUUGAGACUAAAAAUAAAAAGAACAAUGAUAGAGGACAACAUGAGGACAACAUGAGGACAACAUGAGGACAACAUGAGGGUGUAUAUCGAGCAAGUCCCUUUUUUUUUUUGAUGUUCUUGUCGCCUUUUCAAAUGUUUUGGAUGUUUUGUUUCUUCUACGCUUAUAAGCUGUCGACGGAGUUAAAGAACGACCGAGUCACUGUGUUUUUGUCUUUUUUCGCGAUGUUUUCUGAAGAGAGAACCGUUCCCUGAACAGGAACCCCCCCCCCACCCCGUAAUAUAACUCGCUCCGCUCCGACUCCCUUUUUUAUUGUUUUUAUGGAAACGACCAUAACAACAACAACAACAAUAGAAAUAAUAACACAGAGACAGAAGAUAAGGCAACAAGGCAAUAGAACAUAUUCAAAAAAAUGAAUAUUGCUUUUUAAAGACGCUCUGAGCUCCAGGAGAGUGGAGGAGGCGUUUUAGAAAAGCCCCCCCACUGUUUUGAAAAGAGUUUACUUUGUAUAAUGUUAUAAUAUAUUAUAACAUUAUAUUAUAAUAUAACAUGUUAUAAUAUAACAUUAUUUUAUAAUAUAACAGCCGCUGGCAGCUAAAAACCAAAGAAAGACGCCCAGUCUGAUCCUGGACUUUAAAUGUGCCUUUGGAUUUUAAGAUACACUCCACGGGUUUGUUAAAGAUUCAUUCAUUCAUUCAUUCAUUCAUCCCUCCAUCCCUCCAUCCCUUCAUUCAUCCAUCCCUCCAUUCAUUCAUUCAUCCAUCCAUCCAUUCAUUCAUCCAUCCCUCCAUCCAUCCAUCCCUCCAUUCAUUCAUCCAUCCAGUCAUACUUCAGGGAUCAAUGAGGCCGACCCUCAUUCACUCAUCAAAAACAACCCAGAGAAGAAGAAACACUCCAGCCUUCUGUAGAGGAAGCUCCCUGUAGAUGAAAUAGAAAAUGUCUCUGGGACAAAAACUCAACCGGGGGUGUAGUCUAGUUUCUUCUAGUGAGUAUUUGGUCAUUUACCCCCCCCCCCGCGUUACACUCGAGCCACAACCCCGUAGGUUUUUUAGUAACGUUGCUGCGUAAAUCAUCAGCCUCAUCGACUCAUUUCCUGUCCUGUGCCUUCCUGUCUGCUGCUGUGUCCUCUGACGCGGGGGGGACAGCUCCAGGGACAGCUCCAGCUCCAGGGACAGCUCCAGCUCCAGGGACAGCUCCAGCUCCAGGGACAGCUCCAGCUCCAGGGACAGCUCCAGGGACGUGCUUACCCCCAAAAACCUCAUUGAUUCCCAUUGGUUAAUUUCAAAUCUGUACAGUAGUUGUUCCUAGUGGGACUACUCCUGCGUCUCACGUAGACUACACCGCUGCUUUUAAGACGUAGAAGUCCUAAACAAACCGACCCGACGAGGACUAGAACCCAAACCGUCUCUUUCAGGACCACUUUUUGCACUUUGAGCUCUCGAGAUGAGACUCUGGGGUUUACUGUUGGACAGA